AUGGAGCCCUGUCUGUCCCUGGCCCUGCUUGCUGACUCCAUGGGUCUGGUGAUCAACCUCGUUGCUCUGAGCACAGAUUUUUGGAUUGAGGUGGUGGGACCCAUUGCAAUUCAUGCGGGUCUGUGGCUAAAAGGCCCAGUGGAAGACUACAUCCACGUGACUCAGGGCUUCAGUAUCUCAGCGGCAUUGUUAAGCCUGGUGGCUCUGAUCUUCCUAGUCUGGUCCUUCAUUCCCUUGUUGACUGCCCCAGCCCACAGCCUCCUUGUCUCCACCAAAACAGCCUUUGCUGCAGCCCUCUGCAUGAUUGUGGCCAUGUCGGUGUAUACCAGCGAGAAUCUGCACAAGAGGGUACAUUCCCAGCUCCAGGUCUCCUUUGGCUGGUCUUUCUACCUGGGCUGGAUCUCAGCUAUACUCUUGCUCUUUGCAGGUGCCCUGAGUCUGGCUGCACACUGUGGUUCUCGCCGAGCAGAAUAUCGCAGUAUAUGA
Chrysochloris asiatica (Cape golden mole) is the source of this 486-nucleotide messenger RNA. RefSeq names its product natural killer cell group 7 sequence (gene NKG7). The record is from RefSeq and is a predicted model, not a curated record. The transcript is spliced from 4 exons. The coding region runs from base 1 to 486 and encodes 161 amino acids. Gene Ontology annotation, cellular component: plasma membrane. NCBI's taxonomy places the organism in Eukaryota, Metazoa, Chordata, Mammalia, Afrosoricida, Chrysochloridae.